Molecule: messenger RNA, 933 nt
Organism: Lachancea sp. 'fantastica'
Lineage: Eukaryota; Fungi; Ascomycota; Saccharomycetes; Saccharomycetales; Saccharomycetaceae
Source: the annotation of a GenBank genome assembly
AUGUCAACGGGCAAAAGGUCUUUGAAUCAGCAAAGGAAUGUGGCAUUUGUAAAAAGACAUAAAAAGGCCUUGAAAAAUCCGCUAGAUGAAUCAACCGGUACGUCAAAAUGCAUAGUUCGAGUGCCGGUGUCGAUGUAUGUUUCUCUGGCACCUACGUAUAUGGGAGAGCCCAACAAGGGCAUCAAGAGGCAGCAUCUGAAUCCGAUGAUAAUGAAGUACAGUAGUGAUGUGGGCGGUGUUGUGCUGGGAUACCAGAAUCUGGAUAUCAAAGAUGCGAGUCCCAAUAGUGAUGAUGAUGAGGCCGAUAAUGAAGGGAGUUCUGGACAUAAGCUGGUCAAAGUGACACCAGACACACCCUUUGGGUUUGCCUGGUGCAGCGUGGACUUGUUUGUAUGGCAACCACAAGUGGGCAACGUCAUUGAGGGUUGGAUCUUCAUCCAGUCCCCAUCUCAUAUUGGUCUUCUAAUUCACGACGCCUUCAAUGCCAGCAUAAAAAAGACCACCAUCCCACCCGAAUGGACUUUUAUACACAACGAGGACAUCAAUGGGUCUGGAGAAGGCGCAAGUGAGGGCGACGCAGAACAGCCGAGAUCGCUUGGCCACUGGGUCGAUGAAAAUGGGCAGCAACUGGAUGGCAAGCUCAGAUUCACCGUGAGAAACGUCUAUACGACCGGGAAAGUGGUAUCGCUCGAGGGCUCCUUGCUACAAGACGAAUCGAUGGGUGAAAACCGGUCUCAGGCCGAGAAUCUGCCCGUCGUGUCCAAUAAAAAAAUCAUUUUUGAUGACGAGGUCUCGACGGAAAACAGAGAGAGCCACAAGGAUCUCGAAUUGUCCAAGAGGGUAACGGAGGAUAACGGCGAGGAAAUCGUCUACGAGAGCAAUAGCAGCAGCAGCAGCAACAGCAGCGGCAGCGACUCGAGUGACAGCGAAUGA